UUCCUACUGACAGAACGACGAGUAAAAAUCUCAUUAAUCAUCUAAAUCUGCACGGAUAUAGGUCCUUUUAACCUGAUUAGCAUAAACAUAUUUCAGUAAAAUAAUUCUAAUUAGGGGAAGUGCCACUGCUUUCAUCAGCCUGUUCUAAACUGUAGGAUCACAGUGGAGACCAGAGUCUGCACAGUGUAACACACCAUCAAAGGAUUCAUGAACUGCACAAAAGCCUUUGGAGAACAGUCUUCACAUGCACAGGUUCACUCUGCUGUGUGGGUUGUUGUGUGACCCCCCGGGUCAGAGCCGGUGCACAGAGCUGCAGCCUCGUCUGUCACUCACCUCCUGAAAUAGAAACCUGCAGCCCGACACCGCCCCGCUCUCUCUGUUUAUCUCUCGCUCUCCCUGCAGCCUGUCAGCAACACUCCCACAGGUGCUGUGGGUCGCCCCACACUGAGCUGGUGUUCACAUCAAACUCACCCGCUGCUCCAAAACUUUCUCUCAGCCACAUUUCUGAGUCUGAAAACUUUGAAAAUUUCAUUUAUUUGGAUUUAAACUGAGAGCCUGAACACUCCUCCUGGACCAGGAACACACCCUUCGGCUUUAACCCGAGCCAGGACCAGGACCAGAACCAGGACUAGGCUCUCCCGGAGAAGUCCGAACUAAGUUUGACCUUGAAUGUUUGACAGCAGGACAUGAUCCUGAUUCUGGUCCCGGUCCUGUCGGUAGUUUAACGCUAAGCUGAUUUCAGAGACACAAUCAUGAGCGGCCACGAGGACACAGCAAAAAGAGAAAGAGGGCGGGGCAUCUUCCUCAGCGCUCACCGCUGCCCUGAAGUCGACGUGCUGCCUCAUCAAACUGCUGAGGCACAAAUCCUUCCACGCUGUUCUCCAGUUCCUGCAGACAAGAGCUCUGAGUUCACCUGCACAGGUGAGAGCGAGCCAGAUUACCUGGACUUCUGCUCCACCCAUCGCUCCGAGGUAGAUGAGGAAGAGGAAGACGAAGGGAGUGUCAGCGACUGGUCGGAGGAAGAUCUUUCACUCCACUUCUCUCCCUCUGUCCUCAUCCAAUCAGACGAUGAAACGUCUGAUCCAGAGAGUGGCUUUGAGUGUGUUGACAUCACCAUAGAGACACAGGUGAAAGGUCAGGAUGCGGAGGGGCUAAAGAUGGUGCCUAAACGGCAGAUUCACCUGAAGAAGAAGAAGAAGGACGGCGAGGAUGGCGCUGAACAGGUGAUACUGAAGGAUGUUCCUGCUGAGGGCAGAGGAAUUAACAAUAAUACGUCAGCUAAUGAGCUGCUGUGUCCCACUACUCGAUCACGGCCUGAACUGUUACUACGGCAACACAGUAUGCCCACCUCCUUUCACGCCACCUCAAAUACUAGCAGUGAUGCUGAGAGCUACGGGGUCUACAAGGGCCUGAUUGCAGGGGCUGGCCAAGGGCUCCUGAUUGGAGGAAACUCUCAGCGUCUUCAGAAGUCGUUCUCUCUGGAUGAAACCAAAACAAAGAUGGCAUCCUGCCUCAUUAAGAACGUGCUGUCGAAAAAGAUGCAGGUGGAACAGAAAAACCUGAAGAAGAACGCGGAGGUAUCACCUGUCCUGCCUCUGGGUCAUCAGACAGGAGGAGGCGGGGUCAGAGCUCCGGUUCACGUGGUGAGAGACGUGAGGAGUUUAGUUAAACACUCAUACGGCCACUCAUUCACCACAUCAGCCGCGUCACAGGACAACAAGUCAACAAGCUGCAAAGCAGUUGGCCAAGAGGAUAGCCCUACGCCUACUUACCAGCAGGCUGUGGGGGUCAAAGGUCACUUCUCCAAGGUUGCUGUGUCUUUCAGCCAAUCACAAGACAAGAAGCAAAGUAAAUCAUCCAGACAGCCGAUGGCACAGCAGAGACGAGGAAGUGAGCCAAUUAUCAGCCAAGGUUUAGACCACUUAGACCCACCCACUUUGAAGCCCAACCCAUCAGCGAGAGUUGUGACUCCACCUUCCCACCAGGGCACCUGGCCACUGCUCGGUGCUCAGGAACAGAGCUCCAUCCUGGGUGUGUCCUCUCCGUCUGCCCCUGGCUCCUCCCAGCACCUCCUGCAGAUCCCCUUCCCCAGCAGCCUGCACCCUCACCUGGGGAAGGCUGGCUAUGUCCACACCCCUUUGAGCUACAUCCAGACCCAGCAGUCCACACCUGGUGCAAGCAUCCACCUGCCCUUUAGGUCCGAGGAGUUCCCGAACCGGCAAACUGGAAACUUUUCUGAACAAGUGGACCCGACCAAAACACAACGAGAGCGAGAGGGUCAGAGCGGGACAGCAACGCUUCCGAGCCAGAACCAACAAGAGCUUCAGCAGCAGCGCCUGCAUCCACAGCCGAUUCUGUGCAGCGUUCCCAGUCUCUUACCUGCACAGGUAUCUGUGGACUACCUUGUCGAUGUGUUGGGCUCUGCUGCAGCACCUGGACCCUUCUUCAGAGUUCCCGCCCCCUGUCAACUGAUGUUAGACCCUAAAAGUGGGCGGUUCUUCUAUGCUGACACGUCCCUGCAGCAUCAGAGGAAAAUGCUCCUGGAUCCAGAAACCGGACAAUUCUUCCAGGUGUUCUUACCUCCAGCUGGCUCAGCCUCCAAUGCUGCCAUGUUCCCAGUGACCUGUGCUAACCCCGCCCCCACUGUGAUCCAGGUGGGCGCCACUAACCCCAUGUUGCUCUCGGUGAUGCCAUUCCAGCGAGCAGUGGGCGUGUCCUCAUUUUGUGGCCUUCCUGUCACUGUGAUGGCGUCAAACCAACAGCGCAGCGAUGACAUCACGCACACUUUGCCUGGUCGUCACUGAUCAUCGAUCACUGCUUUGAUAUUGAUUAUUAUUGAUAUAUUAUUGUUUGCACUCUGUGACAUCACAUGUUUGAGUUUUGUACUUUUCAUCACAAACACGCGAUCAGCAAAAACAUUUAUUGAUUAUUGAUCAAAACAUUGGAAAAAGAAAAAAACAUUAAAUUCACUCAAAGAAAACAAAACACACCAAUACUGGAGACAAACUGGGACUUGUACUGGGAACCAGUCAGUCCGACUGCUUAUGUUAAAAACACAAACUUAAUAUCGAUUAAUUCAUACUGAUUAAUACUGACCUGUAUUGAUUUAAUAUUGAUCAACACGUUUUUAAAGCAUAUGUGAUUUUCUCACUGCACUCUCUCAGAUUGUUUUUAUGCAAUGGCACAAUUUUUUAUGGGACAGCCAAUGCUGAAGCUCACCUGAAGCUCACCUGUGAUGUUCUGAAUCAGAUUUUAACCCAGCCCUCCAUCUUUGACCCUCUAAACACGAGUGACACCACGAGUGAAAGUGUACACUAAAGAUAUGGAGUCAUGAUUAAAGUCAUGUAACUAAAGAUACUGCAAUCGGAAACCUGUUGAAGUCACGUGACCUCCUCAGGUGGACUUUAUUUUGAACAUAUGUGUAUCUAAUUAACUUUUUUUGUGAUCUGAUGUAUCUGAAAAGCGUUGCAGUCGGCCAUCAAUAUUGUUGCCAUGGUAAAAAAGGUGAAGUGCAGCUUAAACUGUAAUAAACUGUAAUAAAAUCAAC
Molecule: messenger RNA, 3547 nt
Organism: Pundamilia nyererei
Lineage: Eukaryota; Metazoa; Chordata; Actinopteri; Cichliformes; Cichlidae
Exons: 5
Coding region: 753-2804 (683 amino acids)
Cellular component (GO): nucleoplasm
Source: RefSeq, a predicted model, not a curated record